AUGUCAGAGAGUGGAGCAUAUGAACUAAUUAUGGUUUUUGAUCCAUCUAAGAGGGCAGAUCCUUUGUACUUACAACUAGAAAAGUUGAAUAAAAGUUUGGAAACUGAUCCAUAUGAUGAGAAGACAUUAGGACGUAAAGUUAAACUUCUGUGUCGACUUGGAAAAUUUGAUGCUGCUUUAUCAUUUGCAACACAGUGGGCAGAAAUCAUUCCUAAUAGUACAAAAGCUUCAGUAGAACUAAACAGAAUCAAGAAUGUAAUUGUAGCGUUGCAGGAACAGGAUAUUGAUGAUGAUUAUGAAGUUUAUGACAACACCAUGAAUGCCAACUUAGAAUCCCAUCUUAAAAGACUCUCCCCUGAAGGGGAAGAGAGAAAGGACUCCUUUCACAGUCCUCAGUCUUCAACUUUAUGUUUACCCACUGGAGAUGGAAAUAGAUUAUUGGAUUCUACCAACAAUGUUUCUACAAAUUCCCAUGGUCCCUAUAACCAUGCAGAAGGUAAAAUAAUUGAUUGAAUUAUAUUGUUUUCU
This is a messenger RNA of Octopus bimaculoides (California two-spot octopus), 528 nucleotides long. RefSeq names its product ATP-dependent RNA helicase with zinc finger domain. Gene Ontology annotation, biological process: regulatory ncRNA-mediated post-transcriptional gene silencing. The record is from RefSeq and is a predicted model, not a curated record. Lineage: Eukaryota; Metazoa; Mollusca; Cephalopoda; Octopoda; Octopodidae. Gene Ontology annotation, molecular function: helicase activity; metal ion binding; protein binding. Gene Ontology annotation, cellular component: P granule; cytosol.